Molecule: messenger RNA, 7346 nt
Organism: Penaeus indicus
Lineage: Eukaryota; Metazoa; Arthropoda; Malacostraca; Decapoda; Penaeidae
Exons: 41
Coding region: 125-7063 (2312 amino acids)
Biological process (GO): DNA integration
Molecular function (GO): nucleic acid binding
Source: RefSeq, a predicted model, not a curated record
UGGCUUUUGAGUCGCGAGUAGAAGUCGUUUUCCGAAAUCUCACAUAUUAUUCUUUUUUUUCUCACAUGAUGUGUGUGUCGUUAGUUGAUUAAUUCAUAUCCUUCAGAAAGGCGAAAUCAAGGUAAUGGGGAGAAAGAAAAAAAUUACAAAAGAUCCUGAGCCUUAUCUUAUUCAGCAUGCACCACUUAACUGGGAACAGCUCAGCACUAUUCUUGAAGUGCAGGACAGUGAUGACUCUCUGAAGGCUGUGGUUACGCAGGUUGCCACUCCAAGAGCUGGACAGGUUUACUUGGUAGAAUGUGCAGGUGCUCGAUUUGCUCGAUAUGAUAGCCACCGUUGGACAGCAUAUUACAGACACGAUGGCUUGGGAGCCCUAUUGCCACAGGGAGAAGAGGAUAUGUACAAAGAUAAGAUUGAAGUCCGAUAUAAUAAAAAACGUGGAAAUCAUGAUAAUCUCUGCAAUGAGGCUGUCAGGAUUGUGUAUAAGUAUAAAUCCCCAGGAGAUAUUGUUCAGGGAGGCAGGGAUAUUUCCUAUCAUGUUGUCCAGUAUUUGGAAAAGUUACCAGACUAUGUAGAAAGCAAGGUAAAGCAAGACAAAGAAGUACAAGACACAGAAAUGAGAGAACUCGAGGAAAUGGCUAUGAAAGAGAAGGCAGUAAAACAGGCAGAAAAGGAGACGAGUUCACCACAAGCAGCAUCAAGCAGCUUUGGAAGAAAGAGGAAGCCAAACAGCCGUUACACAGACUUAUACAAAGUCGAGAUGACCACAACAAAAUCUCAGCAUUACAAUGAAGAAGACACAAGAACAGACUUCGAGGAUAGUGAGUAUGAGGAUGAACUCUAUGGAGAAAUGCCAGGUAGCCCCAAAAUAACUGAGGUGAGAAAACUGAUUCGUGGGAAACGUGGCCGACCCCCCAAGGUGAGAGUGAAAGGACAUGGGCGACAUGGGGGGACUACUUGGAUGGCUGGGUAUGGUGCAGAAAAGACAAAACCCAAGAGUUCAACCUUGUUCAGAAUGUGUGAGGACGACGAUGAUGAGGAUGAUGAGGAAGUUGAAGAAGAGGAGGAGGAAGAGGAAGAAGAAGUAGUUAAGGAAGAGGAAGAAGAGGAGGAGAUAACAGAUGACUCAGUGAGUGUCAGUCUCCAGAAAGUUAUUGAUAAUGAAAAGGAAAAAGAGAAGAGAACUCAAGACAUAAAAGGAGAUGAAGUGGACAUAGACUCUGGACAGAUAUGGUACUGUGUUGACUUUCCCUCUGCAGCCAUGAAAGCCUCAAUUCCUUUGACAUUAGCUCAAGUAACAGAAACUUUUGAGAAGAUCAUUCAAGGAAAGAUGCUGGUAUAUACGUCUCAAGUCUUGAUAGCAAAAUCAGGAGAUGUCUUUGCUCUAGCUGAUGAAGUUGCCCUUAGUGAUACCGAGUUGUGGUCAAUGAAAAGUAGCUUCCCUCAGCAAAACAUGCCUGGUUUGACUGUCACAUGGUAUGAUCGCACCACAAUGCCACAGGAUUGUUUUGAUCUGCAAGAUAAGCAGCCUGAUGUCAUGCUGAUUUACAAAUCAAAAAAACAUGCCAAAUUCUGCAUGGUCCACUACCUCACCCUAGAGUCAUCUGGCUUGAAGUCUCCUGUUGUCUUGGCUGGGUCUGAUACCCCAAGCUCAGACUCUGUCCUGCAGUUAUUAGAUGAUCCAGAAACUAUAUCGGAAUGCUUUGAUGAUCUGAAGAUUAAUGCUCUCCAUGCAAGUGAAAGCUUAGCAAGCACAUCAGCAAAGAACACUCAGGAACCUAAGUUGAAUACAGAGAAGAAGGGAAAGUCUCCUGGACGGCCAAGGCAUAGGGGACUGACGAGUGAAGGGGAGCUGGAGACCAAAGGGAAGAAGGUCUUUAGAGAAGGGCAACAGGAAGGGAGAAAAAGGGAAUAUGCAGAUGAUGAGCCCCAGCCUUUCCGCAUUUAUACUAAAGGGAAGCUGUACCAUGCUGACGCAGAUGAAAUAUUUAAAAAAGUGGAAGCAGGAGAAAUUACUGUAUAUAAAGAUGAGAUAAAAACACCUCAGUAUGGAGAUAUGUAUGUCCUUGAUAAGAAUUUUGUUCCAUUUAGUGAUUCAGUUCCCUGGGUGAGGGAGUACUACUAUAAGGCUCACAAUAUACUCAUGGAAAGGUUUACACUGCGAGAUUCCAAAAUGGUAUUCACGCAUCCACUCCCUCCUGCAGCAAAGUCAGUUUUCACCCUUGUUGAGAACGAGCCUCAGUUGUGCAUUGUGCAUUAUGAAAAGGGCAACAUUGGACGUGGAAAGAUAAAACAGAAGUCUGCAAAAUCAGAAGAAGCAGAACGCAACAAAAAGAUAUACACAGAAUCCAAUUCAAACUUGACACUGUCACUGGUGGCUGCAAUGCUCUCCAAUCCUGAUGAGAAAAGAAUCGUCAGUGCUCCAAUACUUAACCCACAGCCGUUCCAGGUGUACCUUCUGAGGUUACCAUCAGAAGAUAAUACCAAAGUAAUAGACAACUACAGAUGGACAGACAAAGGCUUCAAGAGGUGGCCUUUAGGAGUAAGCAACUCAGAGACAAAGCUGCUCUGCUUCCAUUGCCCAAUGAAGAUGGCACGUACUGCCAUGUGUACAGCCCUAAUGAGACAUGAGUUCAAGCACACGACAGCCUCCCCUGACCUCAGAGUUGUACACUACAUGCCUACAAGAGAAUUCAGGGAAUUUAUUGUUAUUUCAAAUGCUGCCAAACAGCUCCAAAUGACAUCUGAGCUGGCAAGGGAGGGCUGGGAAAACAUGGAACUGGAGUCAGAGGCACCUCUAUAUGUUUCCUCGAGUCGCCUCAAACCCAUCACAGUGUGGGACCUGCUGACCAGAGAUGCUCAACAUGCCAGUCUUACAGGUCUCGUUAGGAUGGAAAUCAUCAACCCUCAACCUGGGGGUGUUUACCUCAGUACCAAAUAUGAAGCACCAGAUUUACUGGUUUGGGAAGAACUAGGAAGAAUCCAGAUUCAACCAAGACUGUACCAAAUAGUUGAGGUUUGUGAGAAGAUCAGUGAUGCACAACCAUAUCUCCUGAGAUUAUGCUACACAUCACCCAAAGUUCCCCACAAAGUUUUGGUGCAUUACUUAGGGGACACAAGACCCUAUCUCAUUAAAGAAUGUGAGAUAGUGAUUGAUGAGUACACAGGAGAACCAGCAUAUAUAACCAAGGGAUUGUGGAAGAAAGGCAAACGGAAGGCCUACUUGAGCUCAGAAUAUGCACUGGUGGAAGAGAAGCUGUACAGGAUCAGCAGCCACCACAUGAGAGAUGUUGGUUGUAUGCCACUCAAGCUAGAGGACCUUGACAUUACAGUUAAGCUUGAUCCACACAACCUCCCAGAUGACAAAGAGGAACUUAUAGCUCCAGAUAAACCAGGUCUCUACCUUUAUGGCCACAGGAUGAUGAAGAAGAGGAUAGUUCGUCUCCUAGAAAAUCUUGAUCGGAGUCGUAAAACACAAAUUCCCAUAAAGAAUCCUGAGGCAGGAGAAGCAUAUUUAGUAACAAAACCCUCUGGCACUAAGGCAGCUAUAGACUCCUACAAAUGGACCCAGAAAGGAUGGCAGCCCAUACCUCGGAAGGACCCCCUAGUUCUGUGGCGCUGGGGAUUACUGCGGCACAAAAAGCAGACGUGGGCACCACCUCUCAUUCGCAUAGAUUAUGUGCACCUCAAAGUCAAUCCAGAUCUCAUGCUAGUCCAUUAUAUUCCAACCAAAGAUAAUGAAAUGAUGCUGGAAAUUAAAAGUGCUAUUGUCCCUGUCCGUGCCCAGACACACUCUCUCUUGUCCUUGGGAGAUGUAAACUUUGGUCAGCACUCUCAGUUGCUAACCAACAGUGCUCUUCCUCCAAGCCACAUAUGGGAACUGCUUAAUGCUGGAGGAGGGUUAUCUGAGCCACUCACUGAGCCUCAACCUGGAGGGGUUUAUGUUAUUAAUGUAGGUGCCAAAGAGAAGUUGGACUUGUUCCGCUGGAAGACAGUAGGUGACAUUCGACUGUCUUCCAAUGACUAUGGCCUGAUGGAAACAUCCUACCUUAUUACAUGGGAGCCAGAGGGACUUUUUGCUCGCCUCACCUACCACACACCUCUUAUCAAGAACAGGACAGUUAUACAUUACCUUGGGGAUUGCAGACCUUAUUAUGACAAAGCUAAGGCUGAGGAAGAGGAGCGUCAGAAGAAAUUGGAGUACAUUAGGAAGAAGACUGGAAGCUCUCUAGAUAUUGAUUCAGUUGGUGGUCAUGAUGCUCAUCUGUCUCUUUCGGACAUUGGACCCCGAGAUGCUGCCACAGAAGCAGUUGGCUCCAUCUUAGCAGGCUUAGGAUCAAAUAUCAUGGACACUGAUAACCUCAAUCAAACUUUUGCUGAAUUAGGAGGAGAGGUUGAAGGUUUGUGUGAGGACCAGUUGUCGCUUCUCACAUCACGUCCGGAAGAUGAGCACCUGCGUGACUGCAACCUUACCCCUAUUGAAGUUCCCUUUGGGUCUAUCUCCACAUCAAACAUUGUGAAAGAACUCUUCCCACAGGGCUUGCCAAAGAUAACUAUCCAGAAGGUCCUUGAGGUAGAACCAUCAGAGCCUUUGCCCAAGAAGAGAAGACUGAAUAAUGUCAUUGAGCUGCCAGAGCCAAAGACCGAACUCAAGGAUGAUGACAAGAUAGUGACAGGUUCAUUCCGAGCUGUGCCACGAAGUCUAGAGGACUGGAACGAGGAAGAGGAAGAAAAAGAUGACUGUGAAGAAGGGGAGCAGCUCCAUCGCACUCGCCUGCAAAUAACCACUACUGAACCACGGACUAUUGUUUAUGUUAGGCAGCAGGAAAUUCUGACUGAGAAACAGAUUGAUCAUAUGUUGUGUUACCCAGAUAUAAGUCGUAUUUCCUUCCUGCCACUCAUAGAUCCACAGCCAGGAGAUGUCUUUGUUGUUGCAAUACCAUACAGAAAAGGAGAAGUCAGAAGAAUGGAUUGCUACAACUGGUAUGUUACCGGACACAAGAAAGGAAAAUACAGACGAACUUACAGCUAUAUCAAGGAAGAGGAUGGCAACAUCAGUCACAGAUUACUGCGUUACACCUAUGACUAUGCCUGGGAGAGUAUGCCUGGAUUACGAGUGAUUCACUACAUACCUGGGGAUCCUCGCCACCAAGUUCAGUGUGUGGGGAAGAAGCCGAACUUUGAGGAAGAGCCUGAGGGACAAGGAAAUGGACCUUUGUACAGAGCCUACACAGCACCAAUGACUCAUAGAGAUGCCUUAGCUAUAAUCAAUGACCCACCAAUGUACCACUUGUGUGAUCUGCCAGUCCAGGACCCAAAAGCUGGAGAUGUUUAUAUUGUUAAAGCUCCAUCAAUGGCAAUUACAAGAAGAGAAAUGAUGUAUGACAACAUGACUUGGAGUGAAGGACACGUAAAACAUGUUGGGGGCAAACGACCAGUCGUUCGAAAAAUCAAAUAUGUGUCUGUUGAUCCAAGUGAUGGAGUAAAGUCUGAUGCAUUUGCCCGAGUGACUUGGGAAAGGCUUGUUGAUGUGACAGCACUGGAUACAGAGAUGCCCAUAUCUAGAAAAAAACAAGCUUAUAUCAUUAUUCACUACCUUGGAGAUGAAACUUUGGCUGGAGAAAUGGUUCGCAAAGGCAAAGAUGGGGCCCUUCACCUUCGUCAAAUAAGACAUUACAUAGAGACUGGAGCUUAUCUUGCUUCUGUUCACUUAACAGAGAAAAAUGGAAUUAGAAAGUCAGCCAAAAAGUUUGUAAUUGAAGAUAAAAUGAUGUAUUAUGUUGGCAAGGAUGGCUCUGAAAAGAGGUUGGUGCUGUACACCAAUGAGGAGAAAAACAAAGCAUUUGAGGAGUGUCAUGUUCUGCAUAAAUCUGGGGAACAUUGUGGUCGUACCAAGACAUUACACCGCCUUGCAAGCAAGUACUAUUGGACGAACAUGGUAGAAGAUAUUGUUGCUAUGAUUGUUAGAUGCAAAACCUGUGAGUUCAACAAAUUAAACAGACCAAACCAGAGAUAUGUUAGAGUAACUGAGCCGUGGGAGGUGGUGAGCAUUGACAUUAUUGGUCAAUUUGUCACUUCAGACCGAGGUCAUGUUUUUGUUGCAGUCAUAAUUGAUAUGUUCACCAAAUACACUGUGGCUGUUCCUCUAAGGGACACAACAGUAGCUGACUUGACUUCUGCAAUCCAAGGCAUUGUCUUCCAGCAAGGCCCUCCAAGGAAAUUUAUAUCAGAUCAGAAUGAAGACUUUAUCAAAGAGCUGAACCAGGGCCUAGAGAUGGAUGUUGGUCUAGUGGGUAAUGUGGUGGCAGUGAGCAAGACUCAGAUCAACCGGCCAGAUGAAGCCAGCAUAAAAACCUCCAUCUUGCACCAUUGUCUGGAGUCUGCCAGCUUUUGGGAUGAUCUGCUUCAGAGAAAGGUUUAUGAAAUCAACACAACAUAUGUAACUGCUAGUGGACAUACUCCAUUUUACCUCAUGUUCCAUCGCCAAGUAAGGCCAUUGGAUUUCAAUUCCAGCUUCCAGGUUAAUGGUAAUGGAAAGCCAACCUUUGUGGUAAGAGACAUUGAAAGAUAUAUGGAGGAGAGGGAGCAAAAAGCAAAUGAUAUCAUUAAUCAGGUGUUGACUGGCCAGUCAUCACAGUCAGAGCAUAAGAUUUGUCCAGAGGAGGUUGCUGCAACUGAAUGUGUGGAGAACAUCACCACAACAGCAUUGCUAGAUGCAGUACAUGAUGGCAGUCAUGAUCACCAGACCAGUGUUCAGGUUGUAACUGGGACUUCAGGGCCUGACGAAGAUCAUGCUCACUAUACACAUGUGGCUCAUCUUUCAGAAGGACAGGUGAUUCAGGACCCAGGAGGCUCAGUAUAUGAAAUGGCUGAUGGUGAGGGCCAUGUUGUGGUGGUAGCAGACGGAAUGCCUGGACUAGAGGAUGGAAGUGAAGUACCUGGUCAACAUAUGGUAGUUGUUCAACCUGGUACAGGAGACCAGAAUGUAGUCAUGCUCACAGAGAACCAAGUUAUCAUGGAAACAGUGGAUGGUCAGCAGUUUACAUACAUGCCACAAACAUGAAACAAUAUCAGUCAAAAUUUUUACCAUUGAUUAAUUGCAAAUCUGUGGAAGUUUCUGAGUUUAGUUGGUUGAAACCUUUCUUGCAGUUGAAUGAGAAACUUAUCCCUUUGUGAAAGGCAUCUGCAAGAAACUUUUUUGAAAUAAUAUGGCUGUUUAUGCUUCUUUGCAUUAACUAAGUAGAUGGUUGGAACUGCAAUUAGGGGGAGAAGGUGUACCCUGACUUAGAUACUUUUUCAGCAUUGAAGUACAAAAUGUAUCUCUUUUUAUGCCAAAGUAAUUGGAA